Molecule: messenger RNA, 2898 nt
Organism: Osmia lignaria (orchard mason bee)
Lineage: Eukaryota; Metazoa; Arthropoda; Insecta; Hymenoptera; Megachilidae
Product: globin-1
Molecular function (GO): oxygen binding; heme binding
Source: RefSeq, a predicted model, not a curated record
UUUCCCUUUUUUUAAUUCUUUUCUUUUUAUUCUUUUUGUAUAUUGAUGGUGGAAGAGAGACUCCUGCUCCUAUGCUACAUACAUAUUCACCUAAUUGAACUUUGAUGAUUCUUCCAUUAAAAAAUUGUGAGAUUGAUCGGUCUUCCUUCAACUAAGGAUUCUUUGGUCCUUCAUUUUUCUGUGCUGGACUUGUUUCUCACAUUUACUAUACUGCAAUUUAAUCAUUUUUCUUAAGCUCUAGCAUAUGAUUCUAAAAUCUCAAUUUCGAUUUAGAAUGGCCUAUGUCGUUAUUCCCCUGAGCACUUCGUAUGCAAAAAUAAAUUUAAAAAAAACGAAAGACACUUUUUUUGUUGAGGCUUCAAUUUCGAGAAAAUCGAGUUUGAAAUUUGAUCAAGUGCAGGUGUACUAUCUUCUGCUCGAAUGCUUUUUGUAUGGACGUUAAUAAAGUAUCGACGAGUUUCUUUUUUAUACAAGCAUCAAAAUUGCAUGGCACAUUUUGAUAAAUAAAUUGCAGGCAUUUAAUUGAUUUAAAAAUUAGCGGCGAAACGUUAUAUAUUUUUACACUUUUCCACACAUGUUACAAAAUUUGCACUGUAUGCUAUUCCUUUAUUGUGAUUUGUGGCAUAAAGCUAAAAAUUAUCGAAGUUUCGUUGACGGGGCGUGAGGUUUAGUUGAUAACAGUGUUCAAUAAAUUGAAGCUUUUCCCAUUUUUUUACCCUGCCUAUAAAUCGUUAUAAGCUGAAUACGAAUCCAUGAACCUCUUUUCUCAGAUCCUGUAGUUAAAAAAAAUGAAAUAAUUCUAUAAAACAUUGAAAUCUGAAUUUUUUGGGAUGUCGAUUUUGAGAAUCUAGAAUUUUGCAAUUCUGAAAUCUAGGAAAUCUAAAACCUUGAAAUUUUGAAAUUUUGUAAGCUUAAAAUGUUAGAAUAGAGAAGGUCCACAUUUUUGGGAAUGGGGCAUCCAAAUUUUUUAGGGGGGCUAGAACCGUCCUCGUUCCUAUCUACUUACGUCACUGCUUACGUUACUAAAAGUAACACAUUUCAUUUGUCUUACGUAAAGCAACUCGUUUGUUUUCGUUGUCACGAGAAACAUCACGUAUCAUUUUUUACCGCAAAGUGUAUCCUUCGUAGCGAUGAAAAGAAGCACAUUUGUUUAAAAGAAAAUUUCCACAAAGCUUCGUUCCGUCUCAAAGAUAAUACAGUUUCGAAAGGAUAUAGACAAAGCAGUCUUUAAAUUCAGGAAAUCAAUUGAAAUUCACCGUUGCUUUAAUUGGAUCCAAGCUAUAGAGCAGAUAAAGCAGACUGGAAAUAAAGGAAAAGUAAGAUGCAUCUCGCAAACUUCAACGUGGCAUCCACUAUUCGGCUUCUAGCCGAAGUGUAAGUGAUGCAUCAUUGAAAGCAUAAGUCAAAAGAUGAACGGAUUGAAAUUUUUCACCUAACUGUGAAAACUUCGACGACAGUGUCAAAUGGGAUGCCAACGAGCGAACAUUUUGUCGAAUCCUUAAGCUUCUUCAAAGUAAAGCGACAACCGGCAACCAGAGCGGACAGUGAGUGAUUAAAGUUAAAAUUGGACGAUUUUGGUUUCCGUUGCGUCCAAUCUUUCAGGACCGUAUAGUGAACCCUUUGACGCGAGUGAUUUCACGACUUUACCUAGAAACAGCAAUCCCGUCGAUGCUUAAUUGAAAUUGCGCGCUGAUUUUUCGAAUCAAUUGAUUGCUGUGAGGCUGUUGAUUUCUCGUCGACGUCGAGAUUAACGAGGCCCAAUUGGCAAGCUCCAGUUUUCGUGAGACGAUUCAUAAAACGUGGUAAUUGUUCGAACGAACGGCGUGUGUGUUAGUGUUCCCUUGUGUCCGCGGGCGGAGACGAACAGAUUGCCUUAACAUGGGUUGCGAACUUAGCAAACUUGCGACCGCCAAGUCGCCGAAUCAAACUGUUACAGAUCCACGACUUCCACUCACGGCGAGACAAAAAUUUACGGUUAUGGCUAGCUGGAAAGCUGUAUCUAGGGCACUCGAGCCAACUGGAGUCUACAUGCUUAUAAGGUUGUUCGAGGAAAAUGCCGAACUGUUAAAUAUGUUUACACAAUUUCGUGAAUUGAAAACGAAAGAACAGCAGUCCAAUAGCAUGGAACUGGCGAAACAUGCAGAAACAGUGAUGUCUGCCCUGGAUGAAUGUAUCAAAGGGCUCGACGAUAUGGACGUCUUCCUGACUUGCCUUCAUCAAGUUGGAGCCACGCAUACAAAGAUUCCGGGUUUCAAUCCACAAUAUUUUUGGAAAAUUGAGAAACCAUUUCUGGAAGCUGUGGAACAAACUUUGGAAGAUCGAUACUCGGAGAACGUGGAGAACAUUUACAAGAUGACGAUCAAAUUCAUUAUUGAGACUCUAAUCGACGGCUUCGAAAAAGCUCAAAAUGACAAGGCACAAAGCGACACCGCUAAAUCCUAGUUGUCUUGGUCGUAAAGAAGCAAACAAGCUUUGGUGCCCGAUUGAAAAAUUUCCUGAUCGCCUUGUUAUUCAGGACUCGGUUCCCGGAUGAUAAAGGAUCGAUUUCGAGGGAUGAAAUGGAUCGUUUGAACACACAACCGUUCAUUUAUUCCAAAAAUAUCUCCGUUUCUCCGUUGUCUGCAAUGUGAUUCACACGAUUGAGUAUAUACAUGUUUAACGAGAGGACUCGGAGACAAUGUUGUGCGACGUGUUACCGUCAAACAAUGUUCUUUUUUACAGGAGUGCGAGUACUACUCCGUGGUUGGUUAGGUUUGAAAUCUUCUUUCUUCGAGCAGGUCUCGGUGAUGAAAGAUAAUUCGUGAAUAAAAAAAAAAUAGCUAUGAUUAUUGUAUCGCACGUUUGGUCGUUUCGUCCAACAAGUAACGAAACGAACCAUGAAAUGAAUUCUUCUGACGG